AAGGUAGGAGGCAGGAAAGAACAGCUCAAAUGGCUCCUUCCUGACUUUAGAGAAAGGUUCAAUUCAACUGAAACUCCAAAUCCAAAGUGGGAAGUAAGCCAAAACCAAAGCAAAAGCAACCAAUUUUCUCAUCAUCAGCCUUUCAUCUCCACAUCAUAACUUCUCUACUGUGUCUUUUUUGUUAGAUAGAAGUUUUUGGUGAAGAUUUAUUGAGGUAAAGGUGCCUUCUUUGCACAGUCUCUCUCUCUCUCUCUCUGUGUGGAGAUUAGGGAGGUUGAUGAUCGUGUAUGAUUGCAUAUAAUUCGUGGGUUUUGGUGGGUCUUUGAUUCUGUGAGAAUCGGCUGAGCUAAGGAUGUUUGGAUGUGGGUGUUUCUAUUGGAACCAAGUCUCUGACUUAUGUUGGCCAGAGCCACAGUACUCAGAGCCCAAGCCUUUCUCUUUGCCUUCACCUCUACCGGAAUGGCCUCAAGGCCAAGGCUUCGGUACUGGAAGCAUAAACCUUGGGGAAAUAGAAGUUAUCAAAAUCACCAAGUUUGAAAGUGUUUGGAGGUCCAAUCUAUUGCGUGGCAAAUCCAAAGGUGCUACAUUCUACAAGCCUGUGGGUAUUCCAGAUGGCUUUUACUGCCUCGGCUACUAUUGUCAGCGCAAUGACCAGCCCCUGAGAGGUUAUGUUCUUGUGGCUCGUGACAUCAAAGCUUCCAAACCAGAAGUCGGUUGUGACUGUGACUCAAUAUUAGAGUCUCCAGCUCUGAGAAAACCACUCAGUUACUCACUGAUUUGGAGUGAAAAAUUCCAGAAUUAUGGGUCGGGUUAUUUUUGGUUGCCAAAUCCUCCGGAGGGUUAUAAAGCCAUGGGAGUUGUGGUCACUGACAACCCAGAAGAGCCUAAACCCGAAGAAGUCAGAUGUGUCCGCAAGGAUCUUACAGAGACCUGUGAGACAUUUGAUCUUAUGCUUUCAACAGAUUCACAAUCUAAUAACUACCCAUUUCAGGUGUGGAACACAAGACCUUGUAUGAGGGGGGUGUUGGGUAGAGGGGUUUCUGUAGGGACAUUCAUUUGUGGCACCGACUUGAGCUCUGAAGACAAUCUGCUAGAUGUUGCAUGCUUGAAAAAUCUUGAUUCUUCCCUACUUGCGAUGCCUAAUGUGAACCAGAUUCACGAACUCAUCAAGAACUAUGGCCCUACAGUAUUUUUCCAUCCUGAUGAGGAUUGUUUGCCCUCAUCGGUGCCAUGGUUUUUCAAAAAUGGGGCAGUUGUUUAUGAAGAUGGAAAAAAUAAGGGUCAACCAAUUGAUUACAGGGGGUCGAACUUGCCCCCGGGAGGAGAAAAUGAUGGGGCGUACUGGAUUGAUCUGCCAACUGAUGAUGAUGCAAGAAAUGAUGUCAAAAGCGGAAACUUGGAAAGUUCUGAGCUCUAUGUUCAUGUCAAACCAGCUCUAGGAGGGACAUUUACUGAUAUUGUGAUGUGGGUUUUUUGUCCUUUCAAUGGACCAUCUACCAUCAAAAUCAAGCUAAUGAGUAUAGCAAUGAACAGACUAGGACAACAUGUAGGUGAUUGGGAGCACUUCACACUCCGUGUGAGUAACUUCACGGGAGAGCUAUGGCAAGUUUUCUUCUCACAGCAUAGUGGAGGUGAAUGGGUGGAUGCUUCGAACUUGGAUUUCAUUCAAGGAAACAAGCCAAUAGUUUAUUCAUCAAAACACGGUCAUGCUAGUUUUCCCCACCCUGGAAUCCACCUUCAAGGGUCUUCAAAGCUUGGAAUUGGAGCGAGAAAUGAUUGUGCUCGAAGCAAUUUCUUUGUAGAUUCAAGCACCAAGUAUCAGAUAAUAGCAGCAGAGUAUCUUGGAGAUGGAGUUGUUGCAGAACCAUGCUGGCUGCAAUAUAUGAGAGAAUGGGGACCAACCAUAGUGUAUGAUUCACGUUCAGAAAUAGAAAAGAUCAUUCAUCUUCUUCCAUUUUUCGCCCGUUUUUCAGUUGAGAUUCUCUUUGACCUGUUUCCCACCGCGCUUUAUGGCGAAGAAGGGCCUACCGGACCAAAGGAGAAGGACAAUUGGUUGGGAGAUGAGAUUUGUUGACUUUUCCCUGGAUAAAACUCCAAUCUUCCAUGCUUCCUUGCAUAUCUACCUAUGGUUUCUGCAGUUUCUGCUUUGUCAGCAGUCAUAGGAAACCAUUGCUCUUUUCUUCUAUGGUUGUUAUGUGACAAAUUCUUCUUGGGUUCAUCAGCUUAUGCAAGGAGAUUCGGAUUCUUCUGCAGAUUAGUUGAUUUCCUUCAAGAGAUUACACAUUCAUAAUCAGUAAAGAUGGAGAGUGAAAUGAACACCCCCCCCCCCCAACAUGAAUGAGUCUUAGCUUCGGAAACUAGAGCUGCCUGGUCAAGGAAAAAUGAAAAAUCUCCAUGGAUUGAAGGCUUGAAGCUACUUAUCAUAUGAUGGCUUGUGUAUUCCCAGAAGCAUUCUCCUGAUUUACAUUGUCAAUUGUAUUGUUAGCAAUUAGCAUUGUUGUUUCAUCAAGGUCUGUAUGUGUUGGGGGAUGAAAAUUCCAUUACAUUACAUAAAUGUAAUACUGAAGCGCGGAGAAAAUUUAGUGGAAUUCUAUGGCGCCACAUCAGCAUAUUACGCGUGUACACAUUUUAAUUUGGUGAAGUUGAAAUAUUUUUAAUUUUAUUUUUUUAAA
Molecule: messenger RNA, 2672 nt
Organism: Tripterygium wilfordii
Lineage: Eukaryota; Viridiplantae; Streptophyta; Magnoliopsida; Celastrales; Celastraceae
Exons: 2
Coding region: 353-2074 (573 amino acids)
Source: RefSeq, a predicted model, not a curated record